Messenger RNA from Aspergillus alliaceus, 1888 nucleotides. Its product is annotated as Zn(2+) transporter ZRT3. Lineage: Eukaryota; Fungi; Ascomycota; Eurotiomycetes; Eurotiales; Aspergillaceae. Bases 88 to 1491 code for a protein of 467 amino acids. The record is from RefSeq and is a predicted model, not a curated record. Gene Ontology annotation, biological process: zinc ion transmembrane transport. Gene Ontology annotation, molecular function: zinc ion transmembrane transporter activity. The transcript has 4 exons. Gene Ontology annotation, cellular component: membrane.
CAAGGUCCUCGGAUCGUUGCCCUUUUUAAUUUCCUCCGCUCCGCCCUUCUUCCUUUUCUCCACAUUAGAUUCAUUAGAUACCAUACCAUGGCCGCCAGCAAUGAUGUUCGCGGUUGGAUUAUGAGCGGCGUCUCUGGCGUGGCCUGCAUCCUAGGGUCCGCCUUCAUUUGUGUUGACGUCCUAUUCCGACACUUCUCCAAAGGAAAAGGCUUCCAAAUCGUGAACAACAAUGCCUUUCUGUCGGCUUCAUUAUGUCUUAGCGCAGGAGUGAUGCUCUUCACUUCUCUCUAUAGCAUGCUUCCUACCUCUCAAGAGUACCUCACCCGUGCCGGAUGGUCCCCCGCCGUCGCUGCCUACUCGCUUAUCGGUCUUUUUCUGGCCGGCGCCAUUAUUAUUCGUCUUCUCUCUGCAUUUAUUCAUCGUUAUAUCCCAUCCCACGUCGUCGGAUGUGCUCAUACUCAUGAGGGGGGCGCAAAUUCUGCCGACCCAGAGCGUGGUGACGGUCACCACCACGCACAUCACUCGGAAGGCCACCAUGGCUGGUCCGAACGAACUCCACUAUUAAUGCGAGCAAGCAAAUCUAGUCCUGCGGUCCCACACGCUGGAUCUGAGGAAAUACCCGAAUCUGUCGUUUUUCCUGCCGGACCUUGGCGCGUACGCCUGGGCCGGCGCUUAAGUCGGCUGGUGGGCAUUAAAACACAGUGUGACAAAAACGGUCCCUGCUAUGGGUUUUCGCAGACAUGUGGUCAUGAAUGCUCGAAGACCCUCGUCGCUCCCGAGAUAUCUGUCGCAGACGACGCCAAUGUCCACACCAUUCCCGUGCAUGUGGACUUAGAACGAGCGGAUGUGUCCAACCGCACCCUUCACCAACCGGGAGACUCAUCAUCCUCCACCCCUCGUAAUGAACUUCCUGAAUACCCGACCUCAUCUGCACAUGAGGCAGAUGAUGCGCAGAAAAUACCAGGCCCUGGGAGCCGACAUCAUCACCAUGUACCGCAAAAUGCGUUUCUGUCUAUCGGUCUGCAAACCUCGAUAGCGAUUGCCCUUCACAAAUUGCCUGAGGGCUUCAUUACCUAUGCCACCAAUCAUGCAAGUCCCAAACUCGGGUUGACUGUCUUUCUUGCUCUUUUCAUUCAUAAUAUCAGCGAAGGCUUUGCCAUGGCAUUGCCUCUCUACCUUGCCCUUCAUUCGCGAGGCAAGGCAAUUUUCUGGUCCAGCCUUCUAGGGGGUGUCAGCCAGCCAGCCGGCGCAGGGCUAGCGGUCCUUUGGAUCUGGGGUGCUGGGCGAAGCGGUAGUCCGGAUGGCGAGACUGACCCAUCCUGGGCCGUGUAUGGAGGCAUGUUUGCUGCUACGGCAGGCGUAAUGACCUCUGUCGCCCUGCAGUUGUUCAGCGAAGGAUUGGGACUAACCCACAAUCGGGGCAUGUCGAUCGGUUUUGCCAUCGCGGGAAUGGGUAUAAUGGGCAUCAGCUUUGCCCUGACGAAGAUAUAACUUGCGCUUGCUUCACUCUGCGGUUGUUCUCCAUUCAAGGUGUCAUUGUAGAAAGCCAAAAUAUAACGAGAUAUCGGAACCCUUUGUUAGAUCCCAGCUUUGUGAGGCUAUUCGGAUGUAUUGUGCUUGAGCAGAGGUUGCUGCUUCGUGACUGAGCGAGUUGCAUGCCUCGCAUAGCGGUCGUAGGAUUCCUAUGCUUUGGAAUGUCUCUCGGAGUUAUCCUGAUGGCAGAGACAUCAGGCGGUCGCUCGGCAUUGAUUGAUGAGAUGGAAUUCUCGGGGGAGUUUGAGUGAUAAACAUCCUCUGUCAAUUGGUUAGUGGUGUGGGAUGUAUUUUCUCUUCGAUGAGAAUAUGUUGCUGGAGAUAGAUAGGUGAUGCAUCGGAUAUAGGAUGCGAA